This is a messenger RNA of Styela clava, 2288 nucleotides long. RefSeq names its product putative ATP-dependent RNA helicase DDX20. Gene Ontology annotation, cellular component: cytosol. Gene Ontology annotation, molecular function: RNA helicase activity; nucleic acid binding; ATP binding. The record is from RefSeq and is a predicted model, not a curated record. NCBI's taxonomy places the organism in Eukaryota, Metazoa, Chordata, Ascidiacea, Stolidobranchia, Styelidae.
ACCUUAAAUAUCAGACCAAAAACACACCACAAUGUCUAUACCAGGACACGAUUUUUCAGCAAAAGAACGAACUGUUGACGUAAUUACUAAUGAAAAUGUCAGUUUCAAAGACUUAUUGAUUUCACAUAAUGUUUUAUCAGGGCUGCAGAAAUCAAGAUUCGAAAGGCCAUCUCCGAUACAGUUAAAAGCAAUCCCAUAUGGACGAUGCGGUCUCGAUCUAAUAGUACAAGCAAAGUCUGGAACUGGGAAAACCUGUGUGUUUACUGUUAUUGCCCUGGAAGCUAUUUCCACUGACGCCCCAACUUUGCAAGUUUUGAUACUUGCCCCAACAAGAGAAAUUGCCGUACAAAUAGAGGAUGUUAUUAAAGCUGUCGGGCAAGAUGUCAAAGGUCUUAAAGUGGCUGCUUUCAUUGGUGGACGACCACUCAGCGAGGAUAAACUGAAUGCUAGAGGGUGUCAUAUUGUGGUUGGAUCCCCUGGGCGGAUAUUCCAACUUAUUGAACUGGAGAUUUUAAAAUGUCAAAAUGUGAGAAUCUUUGUUUUAGAUGAAGCUGAUAAACUCUUGGAAGAUAAUUUCCAAACACAGAUUAAUUCCAUUUAUUCAAUGCUACCAGAAAAUAAACAAAUGAUAGCGGCAUCUGCAACUUAUCCUGAGGAACUGGCAGAAUUUGUGACACUAUACAUGCGUGACCCCUUUAUACGUCUGAACCCAAAAGACAUGGCUCUUUUGGGUGUCAAACAGUAUUAUUGCUUAAUGAUGACCCACCAGACAAUUUUAUUCUCGUUUGAAUGUAAAAUUAAGGCUGUAGUUAACCUUCUAAAAAUAUACCCAUUCCAACAAACAUUGAUUUUUUCAAAUUAUCAUUCGCAUGCAAAAGAUUUGUCUGAUGCUUGCAACAGUGCUGGGCUACCUUCCACUUAUAUAUCUGGAAAUCUAGAGCAAGAACGUAGACUUGAAGCGAUGAAAAUGUUGAAAGAGUUUAAAUGUAGAGUUUUGAUUUCUACCGACUUGACUGCAAGGGGGAUAGAUGCGAGUAAUGUUGACUUGGUUGUGAAUUUGGAUGUUCCAGCGGACUGGGAAACUUAUAUGCAUAGAACUGGCAGAGCGGGACGUUUUGGAUCGCACGGAGCAGUGAUUUCAAUUGUUACUUCUGGUGCAGAAAUUGAAGAAUUGCUCGGAAUUUCAAAGACUUGUGGCGUCACCCUUUUUUCUCUUAAAUGUGAAUCUGGAAAAAUUAUCAUCGAAAAUGAACAAAAUAAUUUUACUGCCAAUGGUAAUACAAAGAAUAAAAACCUAUCAAGCUCUUCUGGCGACCCCAAAUUGGAAGUUGAGAAAGCUCCACAUAAUGUACCAAGAUUGGGGGCCGAAAAUACCAAAAUGAGUGCUAGAAAAACCGAUGCAUCCAAUCCUAGUGCUGUUUCCGAAGACGUAGACUUCCCAAGAAUACCGUCUUUACCAGAGUUAAUGAACAAAGGCCAGGAAUCAAAAAACCACCAAUACUCUUAUAAAUAUACCGAUAUUUUGCAAAAUUUGAAAGAUUAUAUGAAAGACGGAGUUUUUAAAGAGUUUAAACGAAUUGAACCAACAACACAACAAGAUGAAAUUUCAAAAAAUGAGAAAUUCAAAGAACAAGAAUCUUUAUCCACUGUCUUUCACCACCUUAAUCUUCAAGACAAUCCACCAGGUGUCUUCAACACAAUUGUUACCAAGCAACAAAUCCAGCAAGGUCAAAGGUCAAGGAACCAAGAUUCUGAAGAAGCAAGUUCAGAUGAUUCUUAUGAAUACAGUGACAUCUCAAACGAGUCUGAACGAGAACAAUCCAAGCUUAUUAAAAAUAAAGUCAAAAUGAAAACAAUUUCUGAUAAAAAAGUCAAGCCGGGAAAACUACAUCCAAAAAAGGAUGAUUCUACUCAAAAUAAUUAUCAGAUGAAUGAACAAGUUAAACGAAAAAGUGAAACCAAAAUUAAAAAGAAAAAAUCUUCACAAGAUAAAAAAGAACAACAACAUGAUAGAAAAGGAAAGUCGUCCAGGAAAAAGAAAAGUCACCAAGAACAGGGUGGUCGCGACCCCACAUUUUUAUUGCCCCGAUAUGCUGGAGAUCACAAGUUUGAUGAGGAUAUGUCUAAGUUUCAUUAUCUGAUGCAAGCGCAAAGACAAUAUGAAAUGUCUUGGUAUAAUUAUCAUUACUGGAAACGCUGGUAUGAUACUCAAGUUAUGUCAAACUUUGCGAAUAAUUCUUAGCACAAUUGAUAAUUUGCUCAGUUUAAUAAAUUAAUAACAUUGUGAA